Molecule: messenger RNA, 9331 nt
Organism: Triplophysa dalaica
Lineage: Eukaryota; Metazoa; Chordata; Actinopteri; Cypriniformes; Nemacheilidae
Gene: grin2bb
Product: glutamate receptor, ionotropic, N-methyl D-aspartate 2B, genome duplicate b
Exons: 16
Coding region: 728-6037 (1769 amino acids)
Biological process (GO): long-term synaptic potentiation; excitatory postsynaptic potential; synaptic transmission, glutamatergic
Cellular component (GO): postsynaptic density membrane; NMDA selective glutamate receptor complex; plasma membrane
Molecular function (GO): NMDA glutamate receptor activity; transmitter-gated monoatomic ion channel activity involved in regulation of postsynaptic membrane potential
Source: RefSeq, a predicted model, not a curated record
UUUUGAACGUUUGCGCUCGCCACCACUGUCUUGUGUGUCACAUUUUUUAAAACAUUAUCCAAAUAAUUGUGAUGAAAUUCCAAAAGACAGUUAAGACUGUGUCACGAUCCAGAGAAGACGUGCAUGGAUUUCUGAACCAAUGAUUUUUUGAAAGCAGAUGAUAUCUGGCGCUCCUCCUGUCCUUGAUUUUUCCUCUCCUGUCCUCCCACCGCUGGACUCCAGAGUUUGUGGACGUGUUUGCCAAUGAAAAUGAACUUUUUGGCUUAAGCAGAAUUACGCUUGAUCAUCUUUUGCCACCUUUUGAUUUAUCUUUGUUUUCUAGCUGAUGUAGGCCUGACGUUGCCCCGGUCCAUUUUAAUAUUUUAUAUUUCCUGAUUUUGCUUCAGGUUUGAUUUUGAACAGAUGAACUGUUCCUUGGUUGACUGAACAUCACAUAGGUCAAGCGUUUUAAAUCUUUUCUUUAUUUUGCCGAAUUCAUUUCUCCAAUUGUGAGCCAGGCAUCAUUUUGACUUAAUAGUUGUGAUUCAGCGUAAAACUGCCUGUGCUCGAUCAUCCAGUCUGGAUUUACAGUGGGGAUCAACCACGGUCUUUAUCUGACAGUCGUCUGUCACACCAGCCUACCCGAAUCCUCAGUCUACUUCAACGGUCAGGCACAUCUCCAUCCAGGGCUAUGAGAGGAAGAGAUAAGACCAAGCUCACAUCAUCAUGCUGGAGUUGAGGAGAGAGAAUGGGAGUUGGGCUGGCAAUGUUCAAGGGACUGUACCUUCACUCCUCCGCCAUGCUUGUCAGCCUCUACCUCUCUUCUUCCCCUUUCUCCGAUCGUCGCGUCCUGUCUUUCGUCUCCCUCGCUUCUUCCUCCAAACCACCCCUCUCCCUUGUGCUCCUUCUCCUCGCUCUCCUCUUCUUACCCACCUGCGAGUCUCGCCGUGGAGGCGGGGUUGGAACCCCAGUCGGAGGUAUGAGCGGCGGGGACCGCAGCCAAUCGAUAAUCAGCCCUCCACAUUAUCCUCCGCCGGGAGCCAAUCCAGUGGCUCCUCCGUUGCCACCAAAGUUUGCUCAAGGCCUUAGCAUCGCAGUGAUCCUUGUGGGAAACUCCAGCGAGGUGUCGCUCUCUGAAGGUCUGGAGAAAGAGGACUUUCUACAUGUCCCGCUCCCUCCUAAAGUGGAGCUGGUCACAAUGAACGAAACGGACCCUAAGAGCAUCAUCACACGUAUCUGUGCUUUAAUGUUACGGAACUGGCUCCAGGGUGUGGUGUUUGGGGACGAUACCGAUCAGGAGGCCAUCGCUCAGAUAUUGGACUUCAUCUCGGCUCAGACGCACAUCCCCAUCCUGGGUAUCCGGGGAGGCUCUUCCAUGAUUAUGGCCGCCAAGGAUGACCAUUCCAUGUUCUUCCAGUUUGGUCCUUCUAUAGAGCAGCAAGCCUCUGUUAUACUUAACAUAAUGGAAGAGUAUGAUUGGUACAUAUUCUCCAUCGUCACCACUUACUACCCUGGAUACCAGGACUUUGUCAACCGGAUCCGGAGCACCAUUGAGAACAGUUUUGUCGGCUGGGAGCUGGAGGAGGUGUUGCUGCUGGACAUGUCGGUCGACGACGGCGACUCGAAGAUCCAGAACCAGAUGAAGAAGCUCCAAAGUCCUGUCAUCCUCCUGUAUUGCACUAAAGAAGAAGCAACGACCAUCUUCGAGGUGGCACAUUCUGUGGGCCUCUCGGGUUACGGUUACACCUGGAUCGUACCUUCGCUGGUGACCGGUGACGCUGAUAAUAUACCCAGUGUCUUUCCAACAGGUUUGAUCUCCGUAUCCUACGACGAGUGGGACUAUGGCCUGGAGGCUCGUGUGCGUGACGCUGUAGCCAUAAUCGCCAUGGCAACCUCUACAAUGAUGCUGGAUCGGGGUCCUCACACGCUGCUUAAAUCUGGAUGCCACGGCACACCAGACAAGAAAGGCAGCAAGUCGGGAAACCCCAACGAGGUGCUGAGGUACCUCAUGAACGUGACGUUCGAAGGGCGUAACCUCUCCUUCAGUGAAGAUGGUUUUCAGAUGCACCCCAAGUUGGUCAUUAUUCUGUUAAAUAAGGAGAGGCAAUAUGACAGGGUAGGAAAAUGGGAGAACGGGUCUCUGUCAAUGAAGUACCACGUGUGGCCUAGGAACGCAGAGGAACGGGAGGAUGACCACCUGUCCAUCGUCACGCUGGAGGAGGCUCCGUUUGUUAUCGUGGAGGAUGUUGAUCCUCUCAGUGGCACCUGCAUGAGGAAUACAGUACCCUGCAGAAAGCAGCUUAAAAUCAUAAAUCAGACAGUAGAUUCAGGGAUCUACAUUAAACGCUGUUGCAAGGGCUUCUGUAUAGACAUCCUCAAAAAGAUCGCCAAGUCUGUGAAAUUCACCUAUGAUCUCUACCUGGUGACCAAUGGGAAGCACGGCAAGAAGAUCAAUGGCACAUGGAAUGGGAUGGUUGGGGAGGUGGUGCUUAAGAACGCACACAUGGCAGUCGGGUCUUUGACCAUAAAUGAAGAGAGGUCAGAGGUCAUCGACUUCUCCGUGCCCUUCAUAGAGACAGGGAUUAGUGUCAUGGUCUCUCGUAGCAAUGGCACGGUGUCUCCUUCUGCCUUUUUAGAGCCCUUCAGCGCUGAUGUCUGGGUAAUGAUGUUUGUGAUGCUGUUGAUAGUUUCAGCCGUGGCCGUCUUCAUCUUUGAAUACUUCAGUCCUGUUGGCUACAAUCGCUGCUUGGCAGACGGACGAGAGCCUGGUGGUCCGUCUUUCACCAUCGGAAAAGCCGUUUGGCUUCUUUGGGGUUUGGUCUUCAACAACUCUGUGCCCGUGCAGAACCCCAAAGGCACCACGAGUAAGAUCAUGGUAUCGGUCUGGGCCUUCUUCGCUGUGAUAUUCCUGGCCAGCUACACAGCAAACCUGGCUGCGUUUAUGAUCCAAGAGGAGUAUGUGGACCAGGUGACUGGCCUGAGUGACAAAAAGUUUCAACAUCCCAAUGACUUCUCCCCUCCGUUUCGCUUUGGCACCGUACCGAACGGAAGCACGGAGAGAAACAUUCGAAACAACUACAAGGAGAUGCACAGCUACAUGACAAGCUUCCACCAGAAAAAUGUGAACGAGGCACUUCAUAGCCUGAAGAACGGUAAACUGGAUGCGUUUAUCUACGACGCAGCUGUCUUGAACUACAUGGCCGGCCGCGACGAGGGCUGUAAACUGGUGACCAUUGGUAGCGGGUACAUCUUUGCCACCACGGGGUACGGCAUCGCCAUUCAGAAAGACUCGGGCUGGAAGAGGGCAGUGGACCUCGCCAUUCUACAGCUCUUUGGAGAUGGUGAGAUGGAGGAAUUCGAAGCCCUGUGGCUGACUGGCAUCUGCCACAAUGAGAAAAACGAGGUGAUGAGCAGUCAGUUGGAUGUAGACAACAUGGCAGGUGUAUUCUACAUGCUGGGAGCCGCUAUGGCGCUGUCCCUUAUAACAUUCAUUGCGGAGCAUCUGUUCUACUGGCAACUCCGAUUUUGCUUCAUGGGUGUGUGCACGGGCAAGCCCGGCAUCACCUUCUCCAUCAGCAGGGGCAUCUACAGUUGCAUCCACGGUGUUCAGAUCGAGGAAAACAAAUCUGCACUUAACUCACCAUCGGCCACUAUGAACAUGAACAUGAACAACACCCACUCCAACAUUCUCCGCCUGCUGCGUACUGCCAAGAAUAUGACCUCUGUGCCCGGGGUAAACGGUUCACCCCUCAGCGCGCUGGACUACAGCCAUCGCGAAUCAGCCGUUUAUGACAUUAGCGAACAUCGGCGUAGCCUAGCAGGCCACUCCGACUGCAAGCCUCCACCUUACCUGCCAGAAGAUAACAUGUUCAGCGAUUACGUAAGCGAGGUGGAGAGGACUUUUGGGAACUUGCACCUGAAGGACAACAACCUGUACCAGGAUCAUUACCUACAUCACCAUGGGGGCACGGGAUCCGAACUGGCUCUUGGUAUGUCGGGUCCCCUGCCCAACCGACCUCGUAGUUUAGGAAGUGCCAGUUCAUUGGAGGGUGGGUACGAUUGUGACAGCUUAGGGGGAGGGGUAGCGCCCAUUUUCACCACCCAGCCACGCCAGUCACUGACGCACCGGAACAGGGAAAAGUUUGACCUGAUUGCGGGUCACCCAACCCAAUCAAGCUUCAAGUCCGGCCUGCCCGAUCUGUACGGGAAGUUCUCCUUCAAGGGAGGGGCAUCCAGUUCAGGGUUCAUUCCGGGACACGACAGGUACUGCGGGGGAGGCGGGGUGGGCUCGGGAGGGGACGACGGAAACAUUCGUUCCGACGUGUCUGAUAUUUCUACUCACACCGUCACCUACGGCAACCUCGAAGGGCACGGCAAGCGUCGCAAGCAGUACAGGGACAGUCUGAAAAAGAGGCCAGCUUCUGCCAAGUCCCGUCGCGAGCAGGAUGAGAUUGAGCUUGGCUUCAGGAGACGCCCCCACCACACUAUCCAUCAUCAUCACCACCACCAUCCCGCAACCCAAGCACACCGCUCUGCCACACCGCCUGUGGAGCGCAAGAGCCAGAGAAGUGGUAACUGCACCCCUUAUCUAUUCAGAGACAAAGAGAAUUUGAGGGACUUCUAUGUGGACCAGUUUCGAUCCAAGGAAGGGGCAUCCCCAUGGGAGCAUUUGGAUUUAAGCGAUGUUCCAGGAAUGGGUGGGGGUGGUUGCGGUGGGGUAGUUAGUAGCGGUGGUGGCGGGGCAGCGUGCACUAGCAUGGUUCCCAUGGAUGAUUUCCUGAAAGGUAAAUCCAAGAAGACAGAGUGUAAGGGUGGAAUGGGAGGAGGAUCACCUGGGCAACAGAGCCAUGCAUGCUGGGAAAAGGGGAUCGGAGGGGUGGGGGGCUUGGCCGGAGGGGAUUGGGAGUGUCGGAAUUGCCACAGCGGAGGAGUUGGAAGUGGAGGAAGCAAGCCAGUUUGCAUGCACGGGGGAGGUGGGGGCGGGGGCUACCCAGCUGCCGGGGGAUCCAGUGCGGGAGGUGGAGGAAGUGGGCAAAUCUCAAGCCGCCCCAGCUCAGCCACCUGCAAGCGAUGUGAUUCGUGCAAGAAACCGGGCAACCUGUAUGACAUCAGUGAGGACAACCACCUCCUCAUGGAUCAGAUCGGGGGCAAACACGCUCUGGAGAGCGCAAAGGGAGGGGGAGGUACAGGGGCCCAGACCCAGGUACAGAGGCGGAAAUUCGGCCCGGGCGGUAAGGUUUUGCGCAGGCAGCAUUCUUAUGACACAUUUGUAGAGCUGCAGAAGGAAGGGGCAGGCAGGAUGGGUGGGUUUGGAGGUGGCGGCGGAGCUUCAAUGCUUCCUCCACCUCGAAGCGUGAGCCUAAAAGACAAAGACCGCUACAUGGAGGGCGUGAGCCCCUACGCCAAGAUGUUUGAGCAGUAUGCGGGAGGGGAUCAGGAGACAAGCUAUUUCGCUGCAGGGGACAGAGGAAAGGGUGGGGGGUCGUCAUUUAGCUUAUUCCGAGGGGGUGAAGGUGGGUUGCACCGUCGCUCCGUGGGUGAGAAAGACAUGAGGGACAGGGAUAGAGGCAUGAUGGGAGGAGGUGUGGGCGGUACCCGAGGGGUCGGGACUUACUCCUUGUCUAAAUCUCUCUACCCAGAUAAGGUGAACCAGAACCCAUUCAUCCCAACCUUCGGUGACGACCAGUGUCUAUUACACGGUGCCAAAUCAUACUACGUCAAAAAGCAGCAGGCGCAGCCGCAGCAGCAGCAGCAACCGACGCCACAACAGCAGCAGCUCCUCAACAACAGUCGGGCUGAUUUCCGGGGCUCCAUGGGCGUGACUUCCUAUUUGCCUGUCUCUGCCACUUCCGGGGUCUUGUCCAACGUGGCCCCUCGGUUUCCCAAGGAGCUUUGCCUGGGGGGGCCUCUUGGCAACCACCACAUUGGAGGACCUAGCAACAACAAGCUGCUGUCAGCCAGGGAUGGGUUAGGAAUGGGGCAAGGACAGAGACCGUUUAAUGGCUCGAGCAACGGACACGUUUACGAGAAGCUUUCCAGUAUAGAGUCGGAUGUCUGAAGGGGAGAGUUCAAGGUGGAUAGAUAGACGAAAAAAGCAGACGGACAUGACUAGAAAGAAACACGAAAGAGCAGUGUGUAAUUAGUACCUUCAUGCUUAAAAAGAGAAGAGGAAACCGUGUGUAAGGAACUGACUCGUGCUUUAAUGAAUUGGAUGAUGCGCUGUUAAGCUUACAUAUGUAAAUAGAGAGAUGGGACCUGCCCACUGUUGAAAUUGUGAGAUUAGAGGGAAGAAACCUCAGUUUUAUUCUCUCAUUUCUUUUUGUAUAUCCCACUAUCGACAGAAAACAGCGGCCAAUACAGCUUACAGACAAUUACAACCGCGUACAAUACUUUGUACAAUCAUGGAUGGAAACCAAUUACUGUUUUUAAACAACAGGGUAAACUUACAAUAACUGUAUUGAUAAUGUUCUUGAUAAUAAUAUUAUUCUAUAUUAUUACAAUGUUUAUGAUGUUCCAUUUGGGCUUGGUUUAUGGGUGUUUUAUGCUGUUGCAUAUUUGUACCGUAGUUUCAGUUCUUAGUUAACAAACCACUUCGCAGGAGGCUUAUUUGAUUCCUUAAUUGAGCUUUUUUGAUCGUCAAUUGAGUUGUAGACGAACUUGGAAUCCACAAAGGUUCUUUAUUAUUAAUUAUUCAAGUUUAUUUUGCCAGUAUGGAGUGCUGUAAAAUGUGUGUACAAGGCAUGAUUUGCAAAGUACUUCAGCUGUACUUGAGAUAUCCUUGUGAAGGAAAUGUAUUAUUAUUAUUAUCUCCUUGUUUUAUACUUUCUUGUUUGUCAGAACAAUAUGGGUUUGAUACGCAGCACAUUACGUGCCUUACCAAUUCUUACAGGAUACCAGAUGUACAGGUUGUAUCGCCAUGGUAACUUUCUGGUCACUGUAUAUGGAUUUGUCAUUGGGUGAUUCAUAUUAUUCUGGAGCUGUCCUUUUAAUGAUAUAAGCACUGAUAUCUUAUAUCAAGUAGAUGUAGGCUUGUCGGAACACAUUCAAAUUAAUCUCGAGGACGACGUUCUAAAGAAAACGAAUGAAAUUAUCGUCCAGAUAAUAAUAUGAACAUAAUUCAGGUUUUGCACAACAGAGUCGAGAUGUUAGGCGUUACUCAUAUUAUGACAACAAAAAAAUGAUAAUUUAUUUGUUCCCCAUCUCGAAAGACGUCUCAAAUUAAGCACCAGAAUAAAACCUGUGUCAUGGGAUUGUUUCCUUUCAGAAUACAGUUCUGCAGGGUUGUGCAAGAUAUAAUGAAACGCUUGCAUUUUCUGUAUAUAUUUUGUUUUUUCACUCUGUGCGCUGAAUAGACAAAAAGGAUGUAACUUCACAGGUUUAAGUUUUAAAGCAUAGAUCAGAUCUUAAGAAUUAGGUUAACAAUCCAACUCUGUUCCAAAAGAAAAACAACGUCCAAUUUUCCAUUUCAAUACCCACUUGUAAGAACAGAGAUAUUUCUCAGGAAUUUUGGUUGGGCACACCCAAAAACAAACAUAUCAUUGAACUAAAUUGUCUAAUUACCUGAAUCAAUAAACCUAUAAGCUCAUUUAUUUGGAUAACCGUGGGCCACAGAAGCGAACUUAUCCAAAAUCUUUUCGAAACGUUCCAGGGCUGUCCGAUCGCUUGUCGAACUUUUAGCCCACAGCUCCGAUCAAAUCCUUUACUUGAAUACCAAUCGCAGAUUUUGUUGAUACAUUUUCUUCGUGAACGAACUGUUAGCUGAACAGAUCUCCACGUUAAGCACAAUAUUUAUAAUAUUUGGUUUAUAAUUGAUGUAUCGCUAUCGAUUUGUGGAUUUUUACCUUAGCUUUUUGCCACUUUCUUUUCGCGACUCGGUUGUCUUUGUGCGAAAGUUUGUGUUUGAAGAGGAGCCUGCAUGUCUUUUACUUAAUUAUUGCCAUAUCUUUAGCGUUUCAUACAUUUAUGUCGAUUAAGAUAUCAUGCCUGCUCUGUUGAUGAACUGUGCGGCACACAGGAUCGGGAUGAUGACAGUAGCUGUGAUUUUAACGAAAUGAUAAGGUGUUUGAAUAUGGAUAUGACAAGGCAAAACCUUCUUCACGCAUUGCUUGAUGUUGUCAGGCAAACCAAAAAUGUGGGUGAUAAUAGGAACAUUGUCAUUGGUUGAAAAUCAUUUUUAAAGAUUAUUGUUGAAUCCAUGUAGAGCUUAUUUUUAAGUUCAUAAGAAUUUUUCAUCUUUCUUCGCAUUGGGACCAUGCUUUUAAAAAGACCCUUUUUAACUUAGUUAACUUAAACGUGCUUUUCAUUUUGUUAAAUCUUUAACAAUGUCUCAUUUCUCCUAACAGUUUGAUUUGUGACAUUUUCUGUCCAUCACAGGAGAGUCAGACAGAUUUUGGUGUGUGUGAGUGUCAGAGACGGUUGCCUUUGCUCUUCCAGAAAAGCUUUCCAGUUUUAUAUUAAGUUUAAUCUAAAUUCACACUUUAAAGAUGUGGCCUUGUUAUAGCGUGCUCAUAUCAUUUGAUAAAUAACAAUUCAAACAAUUUGCAGCAGAAGAUACUAGAGGAGGCGGAAAGGGAAUGAAAGUAGCUAAUGUUUCUUCAAUGUUUUAUUCAUUCUUGUUUUAUCUUUUUCUUAAUGAACGGUAGAUUACGACUGCUGUUUCUUACCGUUUUAUUUGCUUGUCAUCUAAGCCCUCAUGUACCCUCCCCAGCAUGGUAGGUUACAUUUGAUUGUACGUGCAUCUGAACUCAUAUGCUUGAUUACCUCUGGUGCGAGUUGGCAUGUGUGCGCAGGUGUUUGUGUGUGUGUGCACAUUUGUCUGUGCACGUGUGUGUGUGAGAAACAGAGCACAGUGCAAUGGGUAUCUAUUGUUACGUCUGCUGUAAAUAAUGAUGUCCCCAUUCCACAGACUUUUAAUACAUGGCGACGAAUAUUUAAAAUCUAGGAAUUUGAGAUACAUUUUUGUCUGGAGGAUUUUUAUAAAGCCACACGGGGGAAAAAGUUAUUAGACCGCAGCACACGGUGCCAUUCUAAUAACUGAAUCUGAGAAGCAGAAUUCGAGACGAAACCGACACCUUUGCUGUCUUAAUUCUGUCUUUCUUGUGGUUUUAACCACUUGUUUUAAAUGUUACUUAACGCUUCACAAUUGUACAGAUUCUGUAAAUAGGACAAAACGGUUUCUUUUUUUUCCCUGUUUUUGUAUAGAGAGAGAUUACAUGUGUUACGACUACAAUAAUAAUUUAACGAGACAUUUCACAAUACUUAAGCUAUUGAGAAUACAGACACAGUGUGAAAAUAAGUGCUAAGAUAUAUUCUUCUGUCUCUUUGUACAAAACGGUGUUGACUAAUAACAAAA